UAACAAAAAGGCCCCUCUCUCUCUCCUCUCUCUCUCUACCCUCUCUCUCAGCUUAAUUCCACAGCUCCUUCAAACCCUAACGCCGAGACCAGUAGCUAUCAACGACGUUGAUUCUCCGAGCAAUUCCGGAACGUCGUCGGCGAACAAUCUCCGUCGCGGAUUUAUUAGUCUUCAUUGAAGAUCUCUCCCUCCGUCACUAAUUUGUGUUUUCUUCGCUCCAGUUUCUUCCCCAAAUGUUCCAUCCAUUGCUUUUGAUUUAGGUUUUCGUCGUCGUGUUAGCCUGAAUCCGAUUUGUUGGUCUGUGAAGAAGAGCGAACAGAGUCAUCGAUUGUUCCCGGAGAUUAACCUAGUUUUGUAUGAAGAGAUAAGAAGCUCUGCAUUAGUGAAGUUUAUUUAUGGAACUUCCUGUUUCCUCUCAAAAGCAAAGUGUGUUAUCUCCACCCGAGUGUAUGAGUGAUCCUGAGGAGGAGCAUGAGAUCAGCGAGGAGGAGGAUGAUGAUCGCAACCAUAAGCACCGUAGGAAAGAAGAGACAAGGUCUCAAUCCUUGGAACAAGGUUCUUCAGAUCAGGGUUUCUCACGGCCGUACAGGAAAAAUUAUAGACAUUAUGAAAAUGGCAAUUCGUUUAGUGAACAAGAUAAGCGGUCUUUUGGGGCAGGAUCAGGGCAACGUGUACAGUUUGAUAAUCAAAGAAUGAGGUCGAACCAAAUGUUUUCAAGGGACUCUGGUCCUGGUAGAGGUAGAGGAAACUAUGGUUCUUGGGCUCAGCGUGAUUCCAGGUUUAACCCUGUUGAUCUCUCAUCGCAUAUGGUUCAAGUCGGGUCUAUGGCCCCCAAUAUGUUUGGAGGAAGGGGACUAGCUGGUGUUUCAGCUGCUCAAGGUGCACCAUGGCCUGCUUUUGGAAUGAUUCCUGGAGUUCCAAAUGGUGGCUUGGAUGCUUUUCAUCACUUACAAGGUUCCCUAAGACCUCCCUUAAAUGCUCCACUCAACAUGGGUAUUCCUCGGCAGCGAUGCAGAGACUUUGAGGAACGUGGUUUCUGCCUCAGAGGGGACAUGUGUCCAAUGGAGCAUGGGAUAAAUCGUAUUGUUGUUGAUGAUGUUCAGAGUCUAUCACAGUUUAACCUGCCUGUUUCAGUCCCUGCUGCUCCUCAUCUGGCAGCUUCUUCUAAACCGGUACCUGCUCAGUUUGGGGCUGCCAGUUUCAUGAAUCCCAAAGGAGCUCAUGGGAGAAUUAAUGAGGGUGGAUUGACUGUUGAUAAUUUGGCUUUUGGGGAUGUAUAUCCUAGUGGUGGUGGAACUGACUUUUACGAUCCUGAUCAACCUUUAUGGAAUAACAGUGCUGGUGAAACUUCAGGUGCAAUAUCUACACAAAACUCUCAUGGGAUUGAUGAGAAUCUAGCUCCGCUGGAUGACAAUAACCAAGAUGGCACUGAAAAUGGAUGUGGUAUUCGAGACUCUAGAAGCAUAAGUCAGUCAGUUUGGGGAAGAAUGCGUGGUUCUAAUAGUCAAGCAAAUUCCAAAGAGAAAGUUGAUGCAGUAUUAAAUUCAUCUGCUGGUCUUGAAGAUCAAUUAAAGGAGGUCUCAGUUAAUAUAUCCCGACAUGGUAAACAAAAUUAUGUUGGUGAAAGUGUCACAAAAGUUGUGGAUUCAUCAAAUACUUCAAAUGAUGCGAUGAACAAUACUAGGAAAUCAACUCAAAAGGCAAUGCGGACUUUAUUUGUGAAUAAUGUUCCCCACGAGAGCAACAGAAGGGACCUCAUUCUUUCCCAUUUUCAGAAGUUUGGUAAAGUUAUUGACAUUCACAUCCCAUUAAAUACUGAGCGAGCAUUUGUACAAUUCUCAAAACGUGAAGAAGCUGAAUCUGCUCUCAGGGCACCUGAUGCUGUGAUGGGUAACCGCUUUAUCAAACUUUGGUGGGCAAAUAGAGAUAGUAUACCUGAUAAUGGCCUGUCCACUGGCAAUGGUGCUUCUAUGAAGGGUCGUGGUAUGGCUGCUUCUGGAGGGCAGAACCAACUUCCAAUUGCUGCAGCAUCGAAAAGCAACCAUGUCAAUUCUAUGGCAAAGGGUCCUGCCUUUCACACUGGUGGAGUUCCAUCCUCGGAACAGUCUAAGCCUGUGGUGGCUACUAAUGGUCCCAAGGUUACGCUGCUUCAGCAGAAAAAAGCAGCCACUCUUGAGCAGUUGAAGGAGACACUUCGGAUAAAACAGGAAAUGCUGGAUCAGAAGCGUAAUGAGUAUCGCAAAAAAUUGGCCACCUUUGAAAAACAAGGUACGGUUGUCAAAGGUGAGGAAGCAGAUGAACCAGAUGCUAAGCGCGUUAAAGUAGACACAGCCUCUGAUUCUGGUGCUGCAAUUGCAUCACCAAAAACAGAGUCAUCUACAGAUAAGAGAGUGCCUAUCCAGAAACCACUUUCCACUUGCAAACUAAGCACAGAAUCUUCAUCGCCCGAUUCAAAAAACCUGAAGCAAAGACCUUAUUCUUUUACGACAAGUUUGAACGCUCCUAUGGCAAAUAGGUAUAAGUUGGAUAACCGCACCACGACCAUCAAAGUGGUACCUCCUUUGCCAACUGGGUUAGCCGAUGUUGCUGUCUUAAAGGAACAUUUUUCUUCUUAUGGCGAAGUCUCAAAAGUGGAACUGGAAGACAAUGCAUCGAUUGAUAAGGGCAAGGACCAUGAAACACAUAACGAAAACCGUGCAGCUUGUGUCACAUUUGUGAAACGCAACGCAGCCGAGAAAGCAUUAGCUAAUGCAAAGUGUUGGCAAGAACACAUGUUGCAGCUUGUUUGGGUAACACGUCAAAGCAAUCGAGAAAGCAAUAAUAACAACAACAACAACAACAACAACAAUAGUAAUAGUGUCUCUGUUUCACGUGACCUCCAUAGCAGCAAAGACAAGUGCGCUUCUGUCUCUAAUGACCCAAAACCAGCAGAUGAAGUCAAGGCCUCCUCUACGGAAGAACCAGAAAAGACAAGUGUUUCUGGGGACAACGACAGUACUUUGGAUAAACAAGAGACCAAAGAAAGCAACAACGAUAACAAUAAAAGUAACCACGAGUCCAUCGAAGGAGCUUCUUCUGAGGUGAUUGCAUCUACAGGAACUGAUUUAGAUCAGUCUGAACAAAUUCGUGAGUGAGGUAAACCCUUUUUGUCUCAGAAACAUAUCUUUUGAUCUUGGGAUCUCGUAUUAGUGAUCUUUUUCUCCGUUUUGGGCUAUUUUUAGCCAAAUUCGUGAGACGUUAAUAUUUGUUGGUAGCAAAAGAUAUAUAUAUAUCUAAAGUAAUUUUAUUUUUUCCUUUGUUUUUUCGAAAAUAGAAUGUGAAAAAAGAAAAGAAAGAAAAGAGAAGACAGAAAAAAAAAAGUGUAUUGUUACAUUUGGCCUUCCAAGAACAUUUGGUUGGGUCUUUGUAUCAGAUCAGAUCUAUGUUUUGUUUUCCCUUUGUUCCCAGUUAUUUAGCUCUGUUAUAACAAUUUCGAUUCUGUUGUAUAUAGUUUUUUUGAACAUUUUGAUUCCUUAGUCAUUUCAAUCUAAUGGAGGAGAAAUUUGGUGCGCAA
Molecule: messenger RNA, 3553 nt
Organism: Capsella rubella
Lineage: Eukaryota; Viridiplantae; Streptophyta; Magnoliopsida; Brassicales; Brassicaceae
Product: zinc finger CCCH domain-containing protein 41
Exons: 5
Coding region: 396-3134 (912 amino acids)
Cellular component (GO): nucleus
Molecular function (GO): RNA binding; metal ion binding
Source: RefSeq, a predicted model, not a curated record